AUGGAUGGUCAAAAGCUCCCUCGAGUAUGCCUCGAUCGUUACAGCGGUGCAGCUUCGAAAUACCCCCGCCUCCAGUCAACAGAUAUCCCUAAGGCCCCCUCGACCCUGAUACCUAUACCCGAGUCCCCGGAGCGCAAGCCCGCCAAGCCACCCUGGUACAAACCACUCAACUGGACCCUACGACGGACACUCAUCUCCACCCUCAUCACGAUCGUGAUCAUAGGAGUCAUCGUCAUCCCCAUCGAAGUCGUCCGAGCAAACCGCUACCCAGACUACGCCCCUCUAAACUACACACUAAAGGACACCUACUCAGGUCCAUCCUUCUUCGACCAAUUCAACUACUUCACCGAACAAGACCCAACAGACGGCUUCGUCGUCUACGUCAACAAAGAAACAGCCACAGGCCUCAACCUAACCCACGCAACCGAUACCUCAGCAAUCCUCCGCGUCGACACGGUCACGCCCAGUGCUCUCAGCGGUCGUAACUCCGUCCGCGUCGAAUCAAAGAAGGCAUAUGAUAUGGGUCUUUUCAUCUUUGACAUCAUUCACACACCGCACGGCUGUGGAACAUGGCCUGCUCUCUGGAUGACAGAUGGAGCGAAUUGGCCCUCGAAUGGCGAGAUCGAUAUUCUCGAAGCGACCAAUGAGGCUUCGCAUGGCAAUGAGGUCAGUCUGCAUACCACGCUCGGAUGCACGAUGGAGGUGAAGCGGAAGGAGACGGGCAAUCGAAUCUUCAAGACUUGCGAUAAUAGUACGAAUGGGAAUUCGGGAUGCGUUGUUGUUGGAGAACCGGAGACGUAUGGCGCGACUUUGAAUCAGAAUGGCGGAGGGAUCUAUGCCCUGGAACUGCGCACCGCCGGUAUCCGAACCUGGUUCUUCCCUCGCACCUCUGUCCCGGUCGAUAUCAAAUCACACACACCAGACCCCUCAACCUGGGGCACAGCUCUAGCUGACUUUCCCAGCACAAAGUGCGAUAUUCCUUCGCAUUUCCGGAACUUGAAUAUCAUUGCCAAUAUCGAUCUUUGUGGAGAACUUGCGUCGCAGCCGCAGUAUUAUGAUAAGAUGUAUGGUUGUCCGUCAACGUGUACGGACUUUGUGGCGAGGAAUCCUUCGGCUUUUUCGGAUGCGUACUGGGAGUUUGGGAAGUUUGAGGUAUAUCACGCUUUGAAUGCUUAG
This is a messenger RNA of Penicillium atrosanguineum, 1176 nucleotides long. Its product is annotated as glycoside hydrolase family 16 protein. Gene Ontology annotation, biological process: glucan catabolic process. Lineage: Eukaryota; Fungi; Ascomycota; Eurotiomycetes; Eurotiales; Aspergillaceae. Bases 1 to 1176 code for a protein of 391 amino acids. Gene Ontology annotation, molecular function: hydrolase activity, hydrolyzing O-glycosyl compounds. The transcript is spliced from 2 exons. The record is from RefSeq and is a predicted model, not a curated record.